AACAAGUUAAAUUCUAAUAUCGGUAUUAUAUUGUAGGUAAAAUAACAAGUCACUUUAAUAUAAAAUAUAUAUUCUUUUAAAGUUGUCUUUUUAAUUAAAUUUCAUAACAAUAAACUUGAUCUUAUUUACUAGCUUAUAAUUUUAUUGUUUAUAAUGUUUCGCAAUCAAUAUGAUAGUGAUGUUACCGUUUGGAGUCCUCAGGGUAGAUUACAUCAAGUAGAAUAUGCUAUGGAAGCUGUGAAAUUAGGAUCAGCCGUAGUUGCUUUAAAAAAUAAAACACAUGCUGCUAUUAUUGCUUUGAAAAGAGCACCAAAUGAACUAUCUGCUUACCAGAAAAAAAUAAUACCUGUUGAUGAUCACCUAGGCUUUUCUUUUUCUGGUCUAUUGGCUGAUGCUCGAAUUCUAAGCAAAUUCAUGAGAUCUGAAUGUGCUUCACACAAGUUUGCUCAUGGUGACAAUUUACCAGUGUCUAGAUUGAUGACAAAAGUUGGAAACAGAAUGCAAUUAUGUACUCAAAGAUACGAUAAACGACCUUAUGGUGUUGGUCUAUUAGUUGCAGGCUAUGAUGAUAAUGGUCCUCAUAUUUUUCAAACUUGUCCAUCUGCAAACUACACUGAUUGUAAAGCUAUGGCUAUUGGAUCACGAUCACAGAGUGCUCGUACAUAUUUAGAAAGGAAUUUAGAUGCAUUUAAAGAAUGCUCUCUGGAAGAAUUACUAAAACAUGGAAUGAGAGCUUUGAGAGAUACAUUACCUAAUGAUAUUAAUUUAAAUUCAAAGAAUGUUUCUAUUGCUGUCGUUGGUAAAGGUCAACAAUUUGAAAUUUAUGAUGAAGAAAAAACACAAACUAAGUUAUCUCUAAUUGAAGGGGAAGAAAGAAGAGCACCUGCUCCUUCAGCUGAAUCAACUGGAAGUGGACCUCAGCCACCUCAAGAUGGACCUGAAGGACCUCAGGAUCCGAUACCUGCUGUUGCUAUGGAAACUGAGUGAAGAAAUAUUUUAUAAAAUAUCAUAUGGCUUUUAAAAUAACUUAUUGAAAAUAUUAUUUUUCACAAAAAAAUUUGUUUGGAUAAAGAAAUUAUAAACAAUAUACACAAAUACAUUGUAAACUUCACUUUAUUA
Molecule: messenger RNA, 1119 nt
Organism: Daktulosphaira vitifoliae (grape phylloxera)
Lineage: Eukaryota; Metazoa; Arthropoda; Insecta; Hemiptera; Phylloxeridae
Gene: Prosalpha6
Product: proteasome subunit alpha type-1
Exons: 5
Coding region: 154-987 (277 amino acids)
Biological process (GO): ubiquitin-dependent protein catabolic process
Cellular component (GO): proteasome core complex; proteasome core complex, alpha-subunit complex; nucleus
Source: RefSeq, a predicted model, not a curated record